AUGGACACUCUAAAAUUGAGUUGGAUUUUGUCUGUUUUAACUGUAGUAUACGGCGCUGUGGAUCCUCCGGCUUGCGACACCUCAUUCGGUUGCGUUUCAUCCCUCCGGCAGGAGGACUGUGCCAAGGGUGAGAUCCUCAUAUCCGGUGGGUCUCUGAACGGGUGCUGCCCCGGGUGUCGGGGCGGACGAAAGUAUCUGGCCGUGUGCAACGAGAACAUUCCCGAUCGACGAUGUGCGCCCGGUUUGAAGUGCGUCGAACGGAAGUGUCUAUACGACCGAUCCACCUGCCUGCACACGAUGCAUCUGGACACGAGUCUGGUUGGGUGGGUCCCCAAGUGCAACCCGGAUGGAACGUACGCCGCCAAGCAGUGCCGAGGGGAUCGCCUAUCCGGUCGCUGCUUUUGCUACAGUGAGGACGGGAAGCGCAUCUUCGGGUGGGAUUGGUACCGGAACACGGAAAAGAUGACCUGUGCCUGCAGCAGACGUCGACAUAAGCUCGAGAAGGAAGGCCGGUUCGAUGUGACGCUACACUGUGCGCAGAAUGGGAACUACGAGGAGUUGCAGUGUGACUCCGGACUUUGCUGGUGUGCGGAUGAGUUAACCGGAAACGUCAAGCUGGGUACGACCGUGGUCCACGAGAGUCUGUUCACGCUGCUACCGUGCUAUAACAGCACCGUGGACGGCGAAACGUACCUGCGCCAGUGCGAGAGUGCCUCCUAUGCGCAGAAGAUGAUCCUCAAGAAGUUCAACACGCACGGCACCGUCGGCGUUACCUUCAACGAGAUCCCGUGCGACUACGAUGGUGCCUACGGGCGGUACAAGGUGGAAAACGGAGUCGUCUACUGCACGUGGCGUGACGGCAAGAAGAUCGGUUCGUUUCAGAUUCGCUCCAGCAUGCUUUCGUCGGUGAACUGCUAUUGUGCCCGGGAUACCGUCGUCUACCGGGAGGCCGGAAUCCCGUUCACUCUGGCCUGUGGCGGCAACGGGAACUACGAGUACUCGCAGGAUCAGAACGGGAAGCUGUUCUGCGUCGAUAGCGACGGGUUUGUCGUUACCACCGAGGUCGCACCGAACGAGGCCUGCGACAAGUACAUCUACAAUUCCGCCUUCUACGACGACGACUAG
Anopheles coustani is the source of this 1125-nucleotide messenger RNA. RefSeq lists its product as uncharacterized. Gene Ontology annotation, cellular component: basement membrane. The record is from RefSeq and is a predicted model, not a curated record. Bases 1 to 1125 code for a protein of 374 amino acids. The transcript is spliced from 6 exons. Lineage: Eukaryota; Metazoa; Arthropoda; Insecta; Diptera; Culicidae. Gene Ontology annotation, biological process: cell-matrix adhesion.